This is a messenger RNA of Frankliniella occidentalis (western flower thrips), 2080 nucleotides long. RefSeq lists its product as uncharacterized. Lineage: Eukaryota; Metazoa; Arthropoda; Insecta; Thysanoptera; Thripidae. The transcript has 2 exons. The record is from RefSeq and is a predicted model, not a curated record. The coding region runs from base 340 to 1845 and encodes 501 amino acids. Gene Ontology annotation, molecular function: protein binding.
UCGUUUCUCGGUUUUCCCGCACGCGCCCCGCGUCGGCUGGCGACCCUCUCGCUGCCACUGCUGCCACGCUAUACCAAGCCAUACUGGGACUGGGAGACCCCGGACUCCGGAAUGUGGGGCCGUGGGGCCCAUGAUCCUGAUCCUCACCAAUCCCCGGCUACGCACGCCGGGCUCAGCUCAGGGCUCUGGGGUUUGGGGUUGGGCCCGGCCCGGCCCGGCCCCCGGCACCGGCAGUCAGUCCAGUCGUAGUGCGGCACUCGAAGUGGAAAGAUACCCAGCUGCUCUGAGGACGAAGCCUCUCCUGUUUGUCAGAGCAACCGGACCCAGCCACCUAAGAUCAUGGAGCAACUGCCGGACGACGUGCUGGCCAUGGCCAUGUCGCACCUGUCCGUGAAGGACCUCUUGGCGUGCCGCCUCGUGUGCAAGCGGCUGGCGGGCCUGGCCCAGCACCCCGACGUGUGGCGGCAUCGAUCCAUCACCGUCCACGUCGACGCCGGUCCCAUGUCGUGCCAGGAGCUGCGCCUGGCGCCGUGCGCGCGCGAGAUCUGGACCUCUGUCCCGGAGGCACCGGCGGCGUGUCGCCACGGCGACCUGCGGACGACGUCUUGCGCCGCCAGUGAGUUGGCGAUCGUCGUGCUGGACGUCGGGCUCGAGCACGUCGCGAAAGCCGUCCGGAUCGUCAAACAGCAGGUGGCGCUCGGGCGGCUGCGGGGCGUGAGCCUACGCCUGAGCGACAGCAGCGUGGUGCUACAUUCCUUCAUACUGCCUGAAGACGCCAUCGACUUGCUGUUUUGGACGCUGGCCUCAACCCCCGGCCUGGAGAUGGCCAGUCUCGGCGGGGACCUGGGCAAAAGGACGCGGGUCCCGCCCGGGACCGGUCAGCGCGGCACCAUCACGCCGUCCUUGAAGACUUUCAGCUGCGACGUGGUCCCCCGGCCGGAGCACUUCUGCGACUACAUGCUGGCCGGGCACGCCGCGACCUUGGAGGUGGUCCACUUCAUCCGUUCCGUGGUGUUCUCCGGGGCCCAAAUCGCCGCGCCCCUGACCUCGCCGUCGACGGCGCGCCUGCUCGCCGGCAUGCCCAAGCUCCGCGUGCUGAGCUGCCCGCUGAUGCCGGGUCUGGGCGAGCUGGCGGCGUGCGCGUCGCUCAGGGAGCUGGACCUCACCGCGCGGCGCAGCACACAGGCCGACGGCCAGGGUGCCUUGGAGCUCCUCCGUCACGCUCUCCAGAUCCGCUCCCUUCGCCUCCACUUCCCUUUACCACAUGACGACGACGAUGGGGUUGACGGCAGUGAAUUCGGCGCAGAGCUGAUAAGUGAACUCACGUCGUCCGGACGCUCCCAAGUGGAGACGCUGUCCAUCGACGUCAUGGACUCUCAAACCCUCCUCGUGCCUCACCUGGCGGUCCGGCUGCCCUCGCUGCCCGCCCUGCGACACCUCGUGCUCAGAGUGGUGGACCCAGCCCCGCUGGUGGACGCCAUCAGCCCCCUGACCGCCCCGGCCCUGCGGAGGGUCCAGAUACUUGAUGAUUAUUCUGCGUCUCGCAUGUGCUCUCACGAGUUUCUACACAGUAGGGCGCUCGAUGCGCUUCUGUCGAGGAACCCCUUGCUUCACGUCGAGGUAGAGUACACCUCCUUUGGCGAAUACGAAAACACGGAACUGAAUGAAGAUUAUGAUGACCAGUGCAAAGCGUGUCAACUGAACUGCCACAAAGAACUUGAGGAAGAUAAUGGCGGAUUCGUCGGCGUUUUCGCGCACCCUACAGGCAAGUGUCCUUCCCCAGAAGACCACGCACGCUCUGAUUGCCAAUGGAUUCAGAUCAACGAUGUUCAACCCAAGUAUUGAUUUAUCAUUUCUGUACAAUGAAACAUUUCGUGCAAAUUUGACAUAAUUGAUUUUGCUCAGCAUAUCAAUCAAUGAAGAAACGCAUAUUAAAUUGCUGUGUAAUUUUUGAUGAUUUUUUUUUCUUUGUUUGGCCGACCAACUCCUUUGGAUUUGAUCACGUUUCAACAGUAUGCCGCCAGCCACUAGGCAGCAAUAGCUUAUGCUCAGCCGGUUCACUGGCGAGUAUUAUAGGGUA